CCGUCUUGUGCACUUUGGCCAUGUCUACUGGCUACAAGACCCUCCACGGAUCCCUGGUGUCACUUGUACACAAAGCAGAAGGAACCAUAGGUGAAACUCGCCCUCGGUCAAUAUUAUCUUUGACUGGAAGAGCCAUGUACAAUGAAACUCUUCAAGAUCCAAACUCUGGAACGUACCAGUCUUGUCUCGCAAGGCCAUGUCACUACUCGUCAUCCGGUCAAAGACCAGGCCCUGUUUACUGAGACAAGAGCUGUCAAAAUGACGGUCGAUGACUGCGAUUGCUAGAAUCCCCAGCCUUCUGCUCAUGUCUAUGCAGCAAUCAAGAAAGGCUAUAUCACCCCUGGCCACCUCGCCUUGAGACCAUCAGCCACCGUUCUCGUAUCAAUCAUCAGCCAUGGCCAGCAAUCCCUCCGACGGCACCACCAAAGCUUCAGCAAACCACAAGGUCAAUCCCAGAGUCACUUCACGCAUCGAGGACAUCGACCUGAGCAAGCUUGAAAGCGAUGGCACAAAUCAACAACCCGAUCUACCUGAUCCAUCUCCUCUACCUGCCACUCGCGGAUUGGCACGAUUGAUGGGAAGAACUUUCCUGACCCACCUGACCCGCGAAUUCAACAAUGGUCGCCACGUUGCCGCAUUAGGCUAUUGGCCCAGACCCGUCGGCAAACCCCCCUCUGGCUAUACCAUCUACUUUGUCAACAGAGGCACCGGCACUGGCAUUAGAGUCAUGAUCUUCGGUCACCCAAACGGACCUACCGAUUCCUUAGCUCACUUUGUCGAGCAUGUUGUCAGCAUCAUUCAGUGUGAUCUGGCCAACUGUGCUUGCCCACUUUGCAUCGGUCCUUGCAGACAGUUCGAUCUGAACGCUGUAGCUGUUGUACUAGCCUCGACCUAAAGCGGUUCUAGCAGGCUAUGCAUGGGGAGGAAAACAUGAAGUGGGCAGAGACAGCGAUGGAGUGGAACACAAGUGGGUGUUACUGUGGUCGAAAAGUCGAUUUGAAGCAGGAUGGCAAUGACAGUGGAAUGGCAGACAUGGGGUUGGUCAUUUUUUGGGUCGUCUCUGGCAAAACGUAAUGGGGGAACAAGACUCUCUCUCACAGCCUCUUCUACAAGCGCUUACAAGCAUAAAUUGAGACCUCAAGAUGAUUUCAAACAGCCUA
This is a messenger RNA of Aureobasidium pullulans EXF-150, 1160 nucleotides long. RefSeq lists its product as uncharacterized. The transcript has 2 exons. Bases 395 to 895 code for a protein of 166 amino acids. The record is from RefSeq and is a predicted model, not a curated record. Lineage: Eukaryota; Fungi; Ascomycota; Dothideomycetes; Dothideales; Saccotheciaceae.